Messenger RNA from Carica papaya (papaya), 1654 nucleotides. RefSeq names its product aldehyde oxidase GLOX1. The record is from RefSeq and is a predicted model, not a curated record. Lineage: Eukaryota; Viridiplantae; Streptophyta; Magnoliopsida; Brassicales; Caricaceae.
GACUCUAUCAUCUCUUCUCUACUCCUUCAUCUUCCUCAACGUACUUUUAAUAACUACUCAACCAUCUCACCGGUUUCUUGCAUUAGCCGCUGGUGGUGGCCGAUGGCAACUACUCCAGAGAAGCAUUGGCAUCUCAGCCAUGCACAUGCAACUCCUCAAAAACGACCGCGUCAUAAUUUACGAUCGCACCGACUUCGGCAAAUCCAACAUCUCCUUGCCGGCCGGCAAAUGCCGCCGAGAAACUAACGAGACUGCUCUCAGAGUAGACUGCACCGCACAUUCUGUCGAAUACAAUGUUCUCAAAAACACCUUCAGGCCGUUGAUGGUGCAGACGGAUGUCUGGUGCUCCUCCGGCGCUGUCGCCGUCGAUGGGACUCUAAUGCAGACAGGCGGGUUCAAGAUCGGAGAGCGUAAGGCGAGACUUUUCAAACCAUGCGAUGACGGCUCAUGUGAUUGGCAAGAAAUCAACAACGGAAUAAAUGUCAGACGAUGGUACUCGACCAAUCAUAUCUUGCCAAGUGGUAGUCAGAUUGUCAUCGGCGGUAGAAAACAGUACAACUACGAGUUUUUUCCCAAGACUUCGGCUCCAAACACAUAUAAUUUACACUUCUUGAUGCAGACAAGCGAUCGAGAAGAAAACAAUUUGUACCCAUUUGUUUAUCUUAAUGUUGACGGUAAUUUAUUUAUCUUCGCUAAUAAUCGAGCUAUCUUGCUUAAUUAUGUGACUAAUAAGGUGGUGAAAACCUACCCGACUAUGCCGGGUGGUGAACCGAGAUGCUACCCGAGUACCGGCUCUUCUGUUAUGCUUCCACUCAAAAACCUCCAAGCUCCGGCAAUCCAAGUUGAAGUUAUUGUCUGCGGUGGUGCACCUGCUGGUUCUUAUAACAAAGCCAAGAGAAAUUUAUUUGUUGACGCCUUGAAAACCUGCGGAAGGAUCAAGAUAACCGACCCGAAUCCCCAAUGGGUAAUGGAGACAAUGCCUCAAUCCAGAGUCAUGGGUGACAUGAUCCUGCUCCCAAACGGCAACGUUCUGAUAAUCAACGGCGGCGCCAAGGGAAGCGCCGGGUGGGAACUCGGCCGGGACCCGGUUUUAGCUCCAGUUAUCUAUCGACCGGAUAAUGCAAUCGGGUCACGAUUCGAGACUCAGAACCCGUCAACCAUUCCUCGCAUGUACCAUUCCGCAGCCAUCUUGCUUCGCGACGGGAGGGUGCUCGUGGGCGGUAGUAAUCCCCAUAUUUACUAUAACUUCACCGGAGUAGUUUUUCCGACCGAUUUAAGUUUAGAGGCGUUUAGUCCUCCAUAUUUGGACUGGAAAGUCUCUAACUGGCGGCCAAAGAUUGUGUCACCCGCAUCGGAAUUCAAGCUCAGGUACAAUGAAGACCUGAAAAUACGGUUCACAUUGACGGCGAGGAAUGUAACUGAGAAAAAUGUGAGGGUGACAAUGGUGGCGCCAUCAUUUACGACUCACUCCUUUUCAAUGAAUCAGAGAUUAUUAGUACUGACAACGGGGAAGCUGAUUAGUUUAGGAAAAUCCGGCUACGAUAUUUCAGUAACAGCACCUCCUUCAAGAAUUCUCGCACCGCCUGGAUAUUAUCUGCUGUUUGUUGUCAGCGAGGAGAUACCAAGCGAGGGAAUUUGGGUCAACAUUCAGUGA